Penicillium angulare is the source of this 1410-nucleotide messenger RNA. RefSeq names its product major facilitator superfamily domain-containing protein. The transcript has 4 exons. Bases 1 to 1410 code for a protein of 469 amino acids. The record is from RefSeq and is a predicted model, not a curated record. Gene Ontology annotation, biological process: transmembrane transport. Gene Ontology annotation, cellular component: membrane. Gene Ontology annotation, molecular function: transmembrane transporter activity. NCBI's taxonomy places the organism in Eukaryota, Fungi, Ascomycota, Eurotiomycetes, Eurotiales, Aspergillaceae.
AUGGAUUCGAAUGAUAUGGAUGGCGUCUGCCAGAAGGAUGUCACUUUUAAACAGAUUGAACAUGCUGUUAUAGAUGAGAGUUUUGGUCCUGAGGAGGAGAAGGCUCUUGUUAGGAAGAUUGAUCUGAUGCUUUUGCCUGUGAUAUGGAUUAUGUACUUGUUAUCUUAUAUGGAUCGCACAAACAUUGCGAAUGCUAAGGUAUCCGGCAUGGACGAAGACCUUGGCUUAACCUCGAACCAAUACUCAGUAGCCCUGGUGGUCUACUUUGUAGGAUACGUCGUAUUUGAAGUUCCUAGCAAUCUGGUCCUGGGUCGAACCCGACCAUCCAUUUUCCUACCCUCGAUCAUGGUUCUCUGGGGCGUACUCACCUGCCUCAUGUCAGUGAUCCAAAGCUACACACACCUUAUCGUUCUCCGUAUUUUGGUCGGAAGCGUGGAGGCCGGAUUUGCUCCCGGUGUUCUCCUUGUCCUCUCAUCCUGGUAUAAACGGACCGAGCAAUCGAAGCGCUUCGGUGUCUACAUCUCCGCUGCAGUUCUCUCGGGCGCGUUCGGUAGUCUGAUCGCCGCCGGGAUUAUGGACGGACUUGAAGGUGCCCACGGACUCCGCGGAUGGCGCUGGCUGUUUAUCGUCGAGGGUGCUGCUACCAUCGGCUUCGCUCUGAUCGCUCUGUUUAUUCUUCCCGACUUCCCUGCCACAUCACGAGGUCUAUCCGAGCGCGAGAAGCACAUUGCUGUAAACCGUCUAGCCAGUGAAAACGUAACUGCCGUUACAGAGGAUUCUGCACCCCUCAGUAACUGGGGUGCUAUGAAGAUUGCCUGUGGUGACUGGCGCACCUGGGUUUUCGUUGUUGGAUACAUGGUCAUCGUCGGAUCCAGCACUCUAACCUAUUUCUACCCAACUCUCGUCCAAGGAUUAUUCGGAAACGCCUCUACCGAGAAAAUUAACCUCCUUACCGUCCCUAUCUACGGCGCUGCAUUCGUAGCUACAGGCUUCACCUCAUACUUCAGCGACAAAAUUCCCAGCUGGCGAGGCUUCAUAAUCGCCUGCUGGUUAACCUUCUCGCUCAUCUGCUCAAUUAUCGUGUGUGCAGUGUACAACCACACAGCCCGAUACGUCCUCAUGGUCUUAAUGGCAUGUGGUCUCUGGGCUACGAACGGAGGAACACUCGCGUAUGCCUCGUCUGCAUUUGCAGGAAUGCAUCCACAGGCCCGAGGUGUCAGUUUAGCAUUGGUGAAUGCGAUGGGGAAUUUGGCUCAGAUCUAUGGAUCUUACCUCUUCCCUGAGUCGGAUAGCCCCCAAUACAUUAUGGGAUUCUCUGUUAUCUCUGCAAUGCUGGCAUUGGGAGUUGUUGUUUUUGCUGGGCUGCAUGUUUGGUUCCGUUGUCGUACACGGUCAUUCCUUGAGGAGUGA